AUGGACCAGUAUAUUACUAAUGGUAUGCAUGCAUCUGCAGCAACGUAUUUAUAUAUAAACGCCAAGCUAACCAGCAUUGCUGCCCAUUUGACGCGUUCUAUUCCUACGCCUUUACAUCCUACAAUGACGAAAAAAUCCUACAAUAUUCAUGUAAAACGACGUUUAUCCAAUGGAGAAGAAGAGGGAUCGCCUCCUACCAAGACUACUACGACGACAUACCCAAUCUUCUCCCCAAGACUUAAGUCGGAGAUAAUAUAUUCAUAUCAUGGAUCAUUGAUAUUUGGGGAGCAUCGAAUUGACAAGAAAAGAGUCGAAGCACGAACAAAGAUUGCCGCAUUUGAUUUGGAUAAGACAUUGAUCAAAACUAAAGGGAAAUCGAACUAUCCUCGGGACGAGCAUGAUUGGUUGUGGUUGUAUAAAACCAUACCCAGGCAAUUGAAACAAGUAUAUGACGAAGGAUAUAAAGUUGUCAUCAUAACAAACCAAGCUGGACUGGAUAUAAAGAAAAAGUCUGAAAAAUUGCGAAAAGAUUUUCUCAAUAAAAUACGUCACAUAUCAGCUCAGCUUGAAAUUCCAUUUCAAAUAUUUAUCGCUACUUCCAAAGAUAAGUAUCGUAAACCUAUGACUGGAACCUGGUGGUAUCUGACCGAAAAAUGUAAUGCGGAUGUGUAUGUCGGUACUGCAGACAUAAGCGAGAGCUUUUAUGUUGGUGAUGCUGCAGGACGUCCGACAAAUUGGAAACCUGGAAAGGCGGCUGAUUGGGCUGAUACUGAUCGUAAGUUUGCAGAAAAUAUUGGCUUGAAGUUUUAUACGCCAGAAGAAUACUUUCAGGGAGAAGCAGCUGUGCCAUAUUUUUAUGGUGACUUUGAUCCAAAGGACGUGAAAAAUGUUCCCCUUUUUACACCAAGCGAUACACCCCUUGUUCCAGAACCGCCUCACCCAGAACUAAUUAUAUGCGUUGGCCCGCCCGCUAUAGGCAAGUCUACAUUCGUCAAAAAACAUCUUAUUCCAAUGGGAUACGUUCAUAUCAACCAAGAUACUCUCAAAUCUCGUGUAAAGUGUCUCCAAGCCAGCCAUCAAGCAUUGGCCGCUGAUAAAAGCGUUGUUGUGGAUAACACUAAUCCUGAUAUGAACAGCAGAAAAGAGUUUAUCGAUAUAGCAAAAGUUUAUGGUGUUCCAACUAGAUGUUUCUGGUUUGUUGGUGGAGAGAUGCUGGCUAAACAUAACAAUUCUUAUAGAUCUCAAGCUGAUGAUGAGGGAAAGUUGAUACCUGAUGUUGCGUACAGAACAUUCAAGUCCAGAUUCGAAGAGCCUACGCCAUCUGAGGGGUUUGCAGAGAUCAAACAAAUCAACUUUAUAUUCGAAGGUACUGAUGAAGAACGGAAGAA
Paraglomus occultum is the source of this 1388-nucleotide messenger RNA. Lineage: Eukaryota; Fungi; Glomeromycota; Glomeromycetes; Paraglomerales; Paraglomeraceae. The record is from the annotation of a GenBank genome assembly.